AGUCCUGACGUCACAGAUCCCGAGGUUGACACUAGUGAUGACCCCAAUGAUGACGAUGAUGUUGACAGGGAAACAGACACUGAAGACACCAGGAAUGACAACAAUGUUAUAACUGAAAGAAAGAAUAAGUCGGGUACUGGCAGUACUGGAGGUAUAGUAUCAGGGGUUGUAGUCACUCUCUUCCUUGUCCUGGUCUUGAUAGCGGCGGUAGUUGUGGUAAUCAUCUGCUUCAGAUGGAAGACCAAGCAAAUGGCGGUGAACACCAAACAGGUCAAUAUUAACCAGAACUACGAGUCACACGACAUGCUCCAAGAUGGGGAGAAACAUCUCGAUAACCCUGUGUACAGUUUCGGAAACGACCAGAAAGCUCCACAGCCUCAAACGGAUAAAGAUCCCGUGGAGCACGAGUUUGCGAACCCACUCUACUCUCUGGCAGAGGUUGAGAAGCCUCAGCGCAGCACCAUUGAUAUCUAUGCAGAUGAUGAUCCAGAGUAUGCAGUGCCAGAGAGGAAGGAUACGGCAGGAGAUGGUCACUGUCGGCAUACCCAGACCUUCCCAUUGGUGCCAGAUGGUCAUGUGGUGCGAUUCAACAGCCGGGAGUGUGAUACCGACUUUGACCACCUCCAGAGUCACGUUUUCUGUGAAGACAGCGGGUGGGGAGACGAGGAGGCAACAGUUGUUUGUAGAGACCAGUUGCAUUCACACUACGGCAUUGGAGGCUAUGUACACAUUGACCCAAUGGAGGUUGGCCUCCAGUACGUGAAUUGCUCAGGGAGUGAGGGGGCACUGGAGGAGUGUGCAGUAGCAGCAACCACAACAAUGACUCAGUGCUCUCAAGCUGGCAUCAUCAGGCAGUGCCUCAAUGUUUCACAGAUAUAUGUGUCGCAAACAGAGGACUAUGAACUGUUUGAUUAUGUGGAGGUAUCAGAGGGAGAAACUUCUAUAUUGGACCAAACGAUGGUAUAUAUUAGAGUAAGCACUUGUUUUAAAUAUGAUAUGAUGAUUUACUCAAUCAUAAGUGAAUGCAUCGAAGGCAAUGUGACAGGGUCAACUAAUGGCCAUCUUCAGUUGGUAGAGAUGUGUAACAGUGAUGGAGUAUGGUCUCCAAUCUGUGAUAAUGAAUGGACCCAAGAAGAUGCCACUGUCGUCUGCAGAGAACUCGGCUACCGAGGUUAAUAAUUGUUUUAUACUACCAUUGCCGUAUUUGGUUAACUAUUAGAUGCCUUUGUUUAACCUACCCUAUUAGAGAGUCGGUAGACUCUCUAUAUAGGGAUGACACGGGUGAAAUCU
Messenger RNA from Geodia barretti, 1290 nucleotides. The record is from the annotation of a GenBank genome assembly. NCBI's taxonomy places the organism in Eukaryota, Metazoa, Porifera, Demospongiae, Tetractinellida, Geodiidae.